AUGGCGUCGAAUCGGGAAAGAAUAAGGAGGGCUUGUGCAGAGAUGAAGAGAUUGUACGGCACGCCAGAACCAACAGUGAAGGCGGCGCUGAAACAUCUUCUAACUUUUUUCAGUAAUGCAUGGGAUCGUGUUGAAGAAAAUAACUACAACGCGAUUUUUGAAUGGACACUGGAGAAUGAUAAGGAAAAAGAAAAUAAGAAAUUAGAAUCGAGGCUGGUGCCAAUUUUCUCACAAGAGGAAGCUGAAGAGCCUGAACCUCCAUUAAAAAGGUGUAAAAUAAAUCAGAAUGAGAAGCAUAAGGGAUUGUCAACAACAGAGUGGAAACAACUGGAUGAAGCUGCACCUCAAACAAAUGAACCUUCUCAUGCUCAACCACCUCUUGGAACAAUUAGAGACAUGAAAAAGGAUAGGCCAGUGACGGCUGAUACUGAUCCUAAUGGGAAAGCUUCAGUCUUUGAGAAUGGAACUGCUGAAUACCUCACUAAUGGCAGAAAGAACUCUACCAAUCUUCAAACUCUUGCUCCUUUUGAUGUUUGCAAUGGUAAAGAUGUUGGGAACUUAUCAGUUGAAAGUGAAAAGAAGAAUAUUGAGGGGUUUAAUAAUCACAAACAAUCUUCAAGCUCAUGCAAUGGAAUCCCCACCAAUCCUAUUUUUGUUAAAGACAUAACACGGGGUGAGGAAAGAAAUCCAAUUUCUUUGGUGGGCGACAAUGGUGGUAGCUCUUUGCAGUUGCCCAAGUUUUUCUACAUAUCAAAGAACGUAGUUUACAAAAACGCAUAUGUAAACUUCUCGCUCGCGAGAAUAUCCGAUCAUCAUUGGUGCUCACAUUGUUACGGAGAUUGUCUCUCAUCUCCGGCCAAUUGCGCCUGCACCGGCGAAACUCGGGGCGACUUUGCCUACACAAGUGAAGGGCUAGUUGAGGAGAAAUUUUUAGAUGAAUGCAUAGCCAUGAGCCGGAGGAAAAUCAAGAAAGACCAUCUCUAUUACUGCGAAAAUUGCCCAUUGGAGAACCCUUUGGUUACAAGUAGGAAGCAACAGAAAAGAAAGAAACCAAAACGGGCUUGUAAGGGCCAUCUGAUGAGAAAAUUCAUUAAGGAAUGUUGGGCUAAAUGUGGAUGCAGUAGAAAUUGUGGAAACCGUGUUGUUCAGAGAGGAAUUACAGUGAAACUGCAGGUGUUUCAAACCCCCCAAGGAAAAGGAUGGGGAGUUCGAACACUUGAGGAUUUGGAGAAGGGAACUUUUGUUUGCGAGUAUGUUGGUGAAAUUGUCACAAAUCUGGAACUCCAUGAACGCAAUGAAGAAAGCUGUGAAGAGGAACAUACGUAUCCAGUGCUUCUUGAUGCAGACUGGGCGUCUGAAAGACACUUGAAGGAUGAAGAAGCUCUUUGCUUGGAUGCAACAAAAUUUGGAAAUGUUGCAAGGUUUAUCAAUCACAGGUGUUACGAUGCAAACUUGGUUGAGAUUCCCGUGGAAGUGGAGACUCCUGAUCAUCACUACUAUCAUAUUGCAUUUUUCACAAGUAGAAAGAUCAAAGCGAACGAAGAAUUGACUUGGGACUAUGGCAUUGAUUUCGAUGAUGAAACUCAUCCAAUCAAAGCAUUCGAGUGCAAGUGUGGAAGCCUUUUUUGUUGCAUGAAGAAUCGAUCUUUGCCUCGAAUAGUAUGAGCUUGAAGCCAUACCAGCGUUGCUUAGGAUGACCAUUUGGUUUAAGAAA
Molecule: messenger RNA, 1714 nt
Organism: Mangifera indica (mango)
Lineage: Eukaryota; Viridiplantae; Streptophyta; Magnoliopsida; Sapindales; Anacardiaceae
Product: histone-lysine N-methyltransferase SUVR4-like
Exons: 6
Coding region: 1-1665 (554 amino acids)
Cellular component (GO): nucleus
Molecular function (GO): protein binding; histone methyltransferase activity; zinc ion binding
Source: RefSeq, a predicted model, not a curated record